AUGGUGAAUUAACCCAUACUUUUUUCCCUAGAUUUUCCUUUGAAAAUUCCCGGUCCACACUAAAUCUCUUUUUCAUUCCUCUCCUCCUCCUCCAGUGCGGCGGUGCCUCACCCAAGCCCUCUCUUGCCUUCAAAUUUCCGACGGACCAGUAAAUUAAAUAAAGUGAGGAAGAAAUGAGUGCUUUCAAUAAGUUCAAAGCAAGUGUUCCUGUUGCAUGGAGCCCGAACCUCUAUAUAACCCUUGUGAGGGGAAUUCCUGGCACACGAAGGCUUCAUAGGCGCACCUUAGAGGCACUAAGGUUACGUAAAUGUAACCGCACUGUCAUGCGUUGGAACACUCCCACCGUCCGGGGAAUGCUACAGCAGGUGAAAAGAUUGGUUGUGGUUGAGACAGAAGAAAUGUUCAAGGCACGCAAAGAGAACGAAGCCAAACACCGAGCUCUACGUCCCCCUAUCGUUAUUAAUCAUCUACUGGCUUCUGCAACUGACUCCACUAAGUAGCCUUAUAAAGACGACAAUAGUAAGUUUUUGAACCUCUAUUUUAGUAGAGAUUGUUCGGGUUUUUUCGACAUAUUUUCUCUAUGUUUGAAGAAAAUAAUCGGAGUAAAAAUGGUGAACUCGAAAUAACACUGUAUUGAACUCUGUGUUUUUCAUGCAUGGUGAUUUAGUCCUUUUUUAUCAUAGAUUCUUAAAAGAUUUUGAUGUUUGAAA
This is a messenger RNA of Gossypium raimondii (Peruvian cotton), 710 nucleotides long. RefSeq lists its product as uncharacterized. Gene Ontology annotation, cellular component: mitochondrion; large ribosomal subunit. The record is from RefSeq and is a predicted model, not a curated record. Gene Ontology annotation, biological process: translation. Gene Ontology annotation, molecular function: structural constituent of ribosome. The transcript is spliced from 3 exons. Lineage: Eukaryota; Viridiplantae; Streptophyta; Magnoliopsida; Malvales; Malvaceae. Bases 174 to 500 code for a protein of 108 amino acids.